ACCUUGAAUUGGCACCACCCUUCACAGCUGUUUAAUGUUUACAUUUUUGAGUUUCUGCAACAUUUUAUAGAGAAGUUAAUUUUGUUAAAAAUAAAAUGUUUAAAAAACCUAAGAGCAACAAAAAUAUUACUCCACCCUCGGCACCUACUUUGGAUGAGAUUUUGUCAGACAUUGAAACAUUCCAGGUGGAUGUAGAGCAACUGAGCAGCAAAAACAAAACACCCGACGUAGCCGUAAACAAUACAGAAGAGUGGUGGUCCGUUUUCGAACAAUUCAUUGAGGAUUUAAAGUGUUUGGAAAUGGUGCACAGUGAAGUUGAAGGCUUUAAAAUUAAACUUGAAUCUUUAAAACUAGAAAUUGAUACAGAAUCAAAGCUAUUGAAGAAUGAAAUAGACCAACAGCAGCAACUGAUUGACGUGGCACUGGAAUAACUUACCGCAUUAUGGGUGGAAUGAUUUCAUAUUGUGUCCACUGUUCAUUUAUUGUAGGUUGAUAGUCUUAAGAUGUAUUAACCGCCGUUGCUACAAAUAAUAAAUGUACCGAACGUUAUAUGUAUACCUUUUUCAUAGUACACACAUGAUAAAUAUUUAAUAAAACAAAUUUUAAACAAAAAUUUAUUUAA
Molecule: messenger RNA, 622 nt
Organism: Lucilia sericata (common green bottle fly)
Lineage: Eukaryota; Metazoa; Arthropoda; Insecta; Diptera; Calliphoridae
Exons: 1
Coding region: 96-431 (111 amino acids)
Source: RefSeq, a predicted model, not a curated record